AUGAUUCGAAAUGCUGAAAAGGCUUUGAAAUUUAUAGAUAUUUAUGGAUAGAAUAUCUAGCUUAACUUUAAGGGAUAAAACUCAUAUAAAACAGUUUUUGGUGGCAUUUUAAGUUUAGCCUUUUUCACACUAAUUUGUGUGGCAUGUUGGUUUUUUGGAAAGGAGCUGAUUUUGAAAGAAAGUCCUCAAGUUAUUAGCUCAGAAAGACCUGUAGAUAGUCCAAAGAGAAUUUCAAUAAGGCCUGAUAAUUUGAUAAUUAUGUUAGGUUUGGCAAAUAAUAGCUCAGUUCCUUUUAUAGAUCCAAGUAUAUUUACUGUAAGAGCUGUUCAAGAAACCACUGUUAACGUGACAGACUCAAAAACAGGAGUCUCUACUAAAAAGCUAAUUGAAGUAAAAAAAGAGAUAAGGCUUUGCACUAAUGAAGAUGUAGGAAUGUUUAGUAUAAAAUCUUUUUUUAAUUAGGUUGAUAUUGCUAGUUUUUACUGCUUUGAUGGAUUUAAUGAAGAUAUUUAUAUGGAAGGCGAUUUUAACACAGGAAAUUUUUCAUAGAUUUAUGCUUAUUUUGAUAAAUGUUAGAAUUCUACAUAAAGUCCUAUUAUUUGUAAACCAUAAGAAGUCAUCGAUCAAACUCUUUUGUACACAAAAUUGCAAAUAUAUAUGUCUGAUCAUAUAGUUGAGCCUUCUAACUAUUUAGAGCCUUUUAAAGACAGAGGGAUAAGUCUUUAUGCAAUUACUUCUUCAUUAUUACCAUAAGAAAUAGAGCUGUUUUUCACUAAUUAUUAUAUUGAAACAGAUGUUGGUUUAAUAAUCAAGUAAAUAGAAACAUAAUAAAGUUUUGUUUUUGUUUAGUAAACUGUAACUCCUUUUUUUAGUGAUGAUAAUGUGCUUGGUCGAGUACUUUUUAGACUCUAAAAGCAGAAAGAGAAUUUGAUGCAAAGGAACUAUCUUAAAUUUGCUGAUUUUUUAGCUUAAAUGGGUGGUUUUCUGAAAACUAUGAUAGUUUUUGGCAGCAUUAUAAGUGCUCCUAUAUCAAAACUUUAUUUAUAUAAAUCAGCUGUUGAUGAAAUAUUUUAGUUCUAGAGUAAUAAAAACGUUAAUUUGGUCGCAAAAAACAUUGUUAAGAUUUCUGAACCUGCCAGCAAAAACAGUUUGUCUUCUCCAUUAAAAAAGACACAACGCAACAAAACAAAUUAAAAAUAAAAAGUUAAUUAAAAUGUGAUAAAUAUGAAUUAAAAAGUUAAUCUCUAAAAUGUGAAAGCUAACAUGAAUUCAAAUUAAUCAGAGCUACAAAUAAUUAAUUAGUCUUUGUCUCCUCAUUUAUCAUGUGCGUAAUGGAAUUCUUUUUGUUCUCAGAAUCAUGAUAAUACAAAAAAAUAUUAAGCAAGCAGUAAUGUUUUCCAUGACAGCAGUAAGCCAAACAUUUAGUAAUUUGGUGUCAAAAGAGUUAUAGAAAGCGCAAAAGACUAUUUUUUAAAGACCCAUCAAAUCAUCAAAUACAAAUUUAUGAAUUACUUUGUGCAUGCCUUUUUCCCAAAGGCGAAGAGCAUUGUCCAUAAAUUCAAAUUGGUGAAUGAAGGGGUUUCAAAAAUAUAAGAUCAUUUAGAUGUCAUGUAUAUUCUAAAUAAACUCCUUGAGAUAGAUAAGAUUAAGUAUAUUCUACUAAAUAAAGAUUAAUUAAAAUUAUUUGAAUAUAUACCUAAACCAGUGAUAUCUGAUGAAACGCUAGAUAACGAUUAAGAUAGUAUUAAAUCGUCAAUGAGUGAUGCAGCCAAAAAUUAAAUCAUAAAUGAAGGUAUAUAUGAAAAUAAAAUUUAAUUAGAAGCAAAUACCCCAAAUAUAUAAUAAAUGGCUCAAAGGAAUCAGAAUAAUUUUCCUUAGUUUUUAAGCAGCAAUUAAAAUUAGCAAAUAAAUAAAGAGAAUAACCAAAAUAAAUUUUAAUUUGGAAUGCAGAGAAGGAAGGGCAGUACUAAUUUCUUAUAAAAUAACGUGUACUCUCAAUUUGGAAAGAAAUAAACUGAAGAGUAGAUAAUAUAGCAAGCUUAUGAUGGUCUUUCAAAUAUCUUAUAACAAAGAAAGUUUUCAAAGAUUGAUGAAAAACUAGUAGAAUUAAUUGAUCCUAAUUUAAUUACUUAGAUUUAAAGAGAAUAAUAAAUAUUUGAAUAAAGUGAAGAAUCCUUAACAUAAAUACCUCUUAAUGCGUUUUUAAGCAAUUAACUCCAAAAGGCUUCUGAUAAUGAAAAAUAUGAGCUAAAAAAAUAAUAGCUACCUUUAAAUAAAUUGCAUGUAAUUAAAGACUCCUCUUCCAAUUAAUCGUCUUCCUUUAACACAAAUUCUUCUAACCCCAAAAAUAUAUUAUAAGAAGGGAUUGAAGAAAUAAAUAUUCCCAACAAAGUGAAAAAAUUUUUAAUAGACAAUUAAAAUUAAGCUGUAGACUAUAAUAAGAAACAAGAUUAAGAAUAUGAUAAAUCCUAAUAGCAGCUCACUUCUUCUUAAGAAACAAAUUAAAUUUGUGGAGUACUAAAAGAAGACGAAAAUCCUAUUACAGAUAUAUAAUUGGUUUAUUAAAGCCCAAUAAUGAAAUAAAUAUUAAGCAAGCAAUUCUCAAAAAGUUUUACAAAUUAAUGA
Messenger RNA from Tetrahymena thermophila SB210, 2625 nucleotides. RefSeq names its product transmembrane protein, putative. Gene Ontology annotation, biological process: reciprocal meiotic recombination. Lineage: Eukaryota; Ciliophora; Oligohymenophorea; Hymenostomatida; Tetrahymenidae. Gene Ontology annotation, cellular component: nucleus. The transcript has a single exon. The record is from RefSeq and is a predicted model, not a curated record. Gene Ontology annotation, molecular function: double-stranded DNA binding.